Messenger RNA from Prunus dulcis (almond), 1169 nucleotides. RefSeq lists its product as uncharacterized. Lineage: Eukaryota; Viridiplantae; Streptophyta; Magnoliopsida; Rosales; Rosaceae. The record is from RefSeq and is a predicted model, not a curated record. Gene Ontology annotation, molecular function: zinc ion binding. The coding region runs from base 312 to 947 and encodes 211 amino acids. The transcript has 2 exons.
AGCCUCCUCAUAAUUCGCCUUGGCUUGGCCCCGGGGCUCUCUCUAGUCUUCUCUUUCGUUUUCUUUUUCUUUCAUUUCAACAACAUUGCUCGAAACUGACACACAAACAAAGACAGUGAUCGAGGGAGACACAGAGAGAGGAGAGAGGAGAGAGAGAGACAUUGAUAUUUGAUAAAGAGAGAAAACAAACGCCACCUACUCCACAACCCCACCAUGUUUGCUGUUCCUAAACACACCCUUCAACCCCAAAGACCGCAACUUUAAUACUUUCCUCCACCAUUUCAUGACAUUUCUGUUUCUGGGUUUCUCAAAUGUCAGCUGCUGCUGAGGCUACCCAUUACCGCCAUUCAGUCAGCGGAGGCAGUGACGUGUCAGCCUCCGAUGACUCGGACGACCAGUCUUGGCACUCCAUGCUUGAGUCCACCGCAGGAGGAGGAGGAGGAGGAGGGCCUAAGUCUCAGCUUUCUGGGGUGUCUGUUUCAGGCAAUGUUCAGAGGGACUCUUGUGACUCAAAUUGCUCUCUGGAGUUGGAUUUGGAGAGUGGGGUUUUGGAGUUGAAGGUGGUGCAUUUGAGUAAAGUUGAAAGAAAUUGCAGAAUUUGCCACCUGGGUUUGGAGGGUGGUGGCCCAGAUGGGAUCCCAAUUGACUUGGGUUGCUCUUGCAAGGGUGAUUUGGGUGCUGCUCAUAAGCAAUGUGCUGAGACUUGGUUCAAGAUCAAGGGCGAUACAACCUGCGAGAUCUGUGGCUCCACUGCAUUCAACAUUGCCACUGAGCAGACAAAUGAGGCAAAUGGCACUACUACCACACUCCCAUCAGUACCAGCAGCACCCAUGAUCCUGGUGGAAACCAGAACCAUGUGGCAUGGCCGCCGCAUUAUGAAUUUCCUACUUGCCUGCAUGAUCUUUGCCUUCGUAAUCUCAUGGCUUUUUCACUUCAAAGUGCUUUAAUGAACACAAGCAGGGAAAAGAAAAGGUCUUUUCUAUAAAUGUGCGGCGGUAAGUUGCAGUUCCAAAUCUUAUUGUGCUUGUACUGCUACUUGUCUGUGCCCGGUCCUACUUGGCUCUACAUUCUUGUUUGAGGCUUAGUUCCAAACUUGUACGCUCUCUGUCAUCUGUAAUAUAAAAGGUGCAACCUGGCUAUCUAUAAAAAGUUAUAUUAUUUUUGGAUAA